GGCACAACCAUGAACAUCAUUGUAGGUUCGCAUGUUUGGGUUGAAGAUCCGGCUCUCGCUUGGAUAGAUGGUGAGGUCUUGGAUAUCAGGGGAGAAGAUGCUGAAAUUCAAACAUCAGCAGGGAAGAUGGUCGUCGCCAACUUGUCGAAGCUGCAUGCAAAGGACAUGGACGUCCCUGAAGAUGGAGUCGACGACAUGACCAAGCUGUCUUACUUCCAUGAACCCGGAGUGCUGCAUAAUUUAGCCACUCGAUUCGCCUUAAACAAAGUCUAUACUUACACCGGAAACAUCCUCAUCGCCAUCAACCCUUUUCAAAGCCUCGAGGAAUUAUACAACACCGGUGUCAUGGAGAAGUACAAAGGCAUACUGCUAGGAGACAUGAGCCCGCACGUGUUUGCCAUUGCCGAUACUUCGUAUAGGGCGAUGAUCGAUGAGAGAAAGAACAUAUCAAUACUUGUGAGUGGCGAAAGCGGGGCUGGCAAGACUGAAACUACCAAGAUGAUCAUGCGUUAUCUUGCGUUUUUGGGAGGACAUACUUUCGUUGAAAGACGACGAACAGUCGAACAGCAAAUACUAGAAUCUAACCCCGUGCUCGAAGCUUUUGGCAAUGCAAAGACCGUCAGAAACAAUAAUUCCAGUCGAUUCGGGAAAUUUGUCGAAAUCCAAUUCGACAAUCGUGGAAGGAUAUCCGGGGCAGCAAUACGGACAUACCUCCUAGAGAGAUCUCGUGUUUGUCAAAUUUCGGAUCCAGAACGUAACUACCAUAGUUUUUAUCAUCUUUGCGCAGCUCCACAAGAGGAAAUCGAGAAGUACAAGCUGGGAAAUCCCGAGUCGUUUCACUAUCUCAACCAAUCCGAUUGCUAUCACUUGGAUGGCGUGAAUGAUGCAGAGGAGUACCUUGCCAUCAGGAGAGCUAUGAAUGUAGUGGGAAUAAGUGAGGAUGAACAGGAUUCGAUAUUCCGCGUCGUGGCCGCAAUUCUCCACCUCGGAAAUAUCAACUUUUCGAAGGGUGAAGAGACGGACUCCUCGGUCGUGAUGGACGAAAAGUCCAAAUUUCAUCUCGAGAUGACUGCCCAACUUCUAAAGUGCGAUAUUCAUGAAUUAGAAGAUGCUUUGUGCAAGCGUUUAAUGGUCACCCCUGAAGAAAUAAUCCAGAGAAGCCUGGAUCCCCUUGGUGCAGCAAUUAGCAGAGAUGGCUUAGCCAAAACAAUAUACUCACGCCUAUUUGAUUGGUUGGUUGACAAGAUAAAUAUCGCCAUCGGACAAGACCCCGAUUCGAAAUACCACAUAGGAGUUCUCGACAUUUAUGGGUUUGAAAGCUUCCAAUCUAAUAGCUUUGAGCAAUUUUGCAUAAAUUAUACAAAUGAAAAGUUACAACAACAUUUCAAUCAGCAUGUUUUCAAAAUGGAGCAAGAAGAGUACAAGAAUGAAGACAUAGAAUGGAACUAUGUGGAUUUUGUUGAUAAUCAAGACAUUUUGGAUCUAAUUGAGAAGAAACCGGGCGGAAUCAUCGCUUUGCUCGACGAAGCUUGCAUGUUUCCCAGAUCAACUAGCGAAACGUUCUCUGAAAAGCUUUACCAGUCAUUCAAGUUCCACAAGCAUUUCGUCAGGCCAAAAUUAACGCGUACGGACUUCACGAUUAUCCAUUACGCUGGAGAGGUUCAAUACCAAUCUGAUCAGUUUUUAGAUAAGAAUAAAGACUAUGUUGUUCCAGAACAUCAAGACUUACUGAGCACCUCCAGAUGCUCUUUUAUAGCGAGCCUUUUUCCUCCGCUUUCAGAGGACUUGGCAAAGUCAGCAAAAUUUUCAUCUCUUGGGUCUAGGUUCAAGCUACAACUCCAACAACUGAUGGAUACCCUAAAUUCUACAGAACCUCAUUAUAUCAGAUGCGUGAAGCCAAACAGCAAGCUAAGGCCUUUCGUUUUUGAGAAUAUGAGUGUGAUGCAGCAAUUACGUUCUGGUGGUGUUCUCGAAGCAAUCAGAAUCAAAUGCGCUGGAUACCCAACGCAUAAGACCUUUGCAGAAUUUAUAAAGCGCUUCGGUAUACUUGCACCAGACGUAUUAAAGCAAGAGUAUGAUGAUAGAGAUGCUUGUAUAAUGAUGCUUGAAAAAUUAGCUCUUCAAGGUUUCAAGAUUGGGAAGACGCAAGUUUUUUUAAGAGCUGGGCAAAUGGUUGAGCUUGAUUCAUUGCGAUUACGAGCGCUUAGUAGCUCUGCCAAGAUUAUUCAACGACAGAUGAAAACUAACAUUGCUCGCAGACAAUACAUCUCUUUACGAAAGUGCUCGAUCCACAUACAGUCCUUUUGGAGAGGAAAAUUGGCUGGCAAAUUGUAUGAACAUAUGAAAAGGGAAAAUGCAGCUACCAAAGUACAAACUGCAUAUCGUGGACACUCGACUAGAAAUGCAUAUACCAAGAUGAGAGUCAUGGCAAUUACCGUGCAAGCUGCUAUACGAGCAACGGUUGCAUGUAAUGAAUUCAAACAUAGAAAACACACCAAAGCAGCAACGACAAUUCAGCUGAGAUAUCGGAUGAGAAGAGAAACAAAUGAAGAAGAAGAAGAAGAAAAUGAAAAAGAAAAGCUCGAGAAGCAAGUGGGGGAACUCACAUUAUCUUUGCAAAAGGAGAAAAUGGCUUGGACUAAAUUGGAAGAAGAAAAGGCCCAAGACAUAGAAAGAUUGCACCAUUCUUUAAACGCUAUGAGAGCAAAAGUUGAUGAAGCAACUGCUUUAUUGUAUAAUGAACGAGAAAUUGCUCAAACUAUAAUUCAAGAUGCUCGCCAACUGAUGACUCCCGUCAGAGAUUCUGUUCAAGAUGCUGAAAAAAUUCAGUCUCUCAACUCUAAAGUGGAAAAUCUUAAGGUCUUGCUGCGGAGAGAAAGAGAAAGAGCUGAUGAUUUUGAGAGGUUAUAUAUCAAGGCUCAAGAAUCAAGUGAGGAACAGAAUAAGAAGUUGUUAGAAACUCAAGGAAGAGUUGAUCAAUUACAAGAAUACUUGAAUAGGAUGAUGUCAAGUGUCUCAGACCAAGUCUCGGAGUUGAAAUCCUUCUUGUGCUCAUCAAGUUCGACUCACACUUCUGUAACUAGAGAUCAUCACGAUGAUGAUGCUAUUGAUCUUAUGGAGUCUUCAUCGACUGAUUCGGACUUCACUUUUCCAGCUCCUAUCUCGACUUCCGAUUCCUUCCGAUUCCCUGAUGGACUCCAAUUGAUGGUUCAAGAUAUAUCCACUGGCGAAGAUCUGGGGAAGAUCAGAGACAAGGGUAUAAACGUCCCUGUCCCUAGUAGUCAUCGAAUCUACGAGUUGGUCGUGACCUUCAUCUGGGUUGAUGAGGGCCUACUUGAGAGGGUACCUCAUCGAUUCAGGGCGUGGAUCCGUUAUGGACUCAAUGGAUAUAGAGUUAGUCCCCUCCAGGGCUUUGAGAUCUCCGUGGUGGUAGUCAACGCCGCUUUUGGCAAGGGCGCAGCUGACCCGCCUGGUGGUCUUGUGGUGGACCCGACGCCCCCGAAACCUAUGGAGUCCAAAAGAUUAGUGAAUGUGUUCAACUAG
Eucalyptus grandis is the source of this 3543-nucleotide messenger RNA. Its product is annotated as myosin-11. Bases 10 to 3543 code for a protein of 1177 amino acids. Gene Ontology annotation, biological process: actin filament organization; vesicle transport along actin filament. Gene Ontology annotation, cellular component: cytoplasm; myosin complex; actin cytoskeleton. The record is from RefSeq and is a predicted model, not a curated record. NCBI's taxonomy places the organism in Eukaryota, Viridiplantae, Streptophyta, Magnoliopsida, Myrtales, Myrtaceae. The transcript has 26 exons. Gene Ontology annotation, molecular function: ATP binding; microfilament motor activity; actin filament binding.